UCUACAUCUCAAAUUGAUCCAAAAACCAAAGAUUCCUAACGCCACUUGAAACUAAAAAUGGCUCCACAAAAAUUCAUCAGAAAUGGCAUGACAGGUUUACCUCGGCUCGUAGAAGAGUAUCUCUCUAUGUUGAAGGAAACAUACGAAGGAACGGGAUUGCACCUAGCCACGCAACAAGGGGACGAGGUAUAUGCAAAGAAAAUAAUCGAGCUCUGCCCUUCCUUAGUCAGUUCCACCAAUUCCAAAGGUGACACUCCUCUUCAUGUUGCUGCUCGUUCGGGAUGCACAAGCAUCUUAAUUUGGAUGUUAGAGUCCAUAAAUUUGCAUAACGCAUGCGAGCAAAAAAACCUAGAUGAAGAAAUGAUGAAUAAUGAUGGCUUAACACCUCUGCAUUGUGCGGCAAUGAAGGGUUCUGUUGAAAUCCUUAAGGAAUUUCUCAAUAGGGCUCCCUCUUCUUUCUACUCAGUCACAUUACAAAAGAGAGAAACUGUGUUUCAUAUAGCUGCGAGACACAAGAAGAACGAAGCCUUCAUCUCAAUGGCAAAGAGUGACAACUUAGGCCAACUUCUCUACCAGCUUGACAUAGAUGGCAACACGGUGCUUCACGUUGCCGCCUCCGUAGGCUCUAUUGCGCUGGUAAACUAUAUAAUGGAGGAGACAAACGUAAAAGUCACCACGAAGAACAAGAACGGUUUUGUAGCGGUUGACCUUCUCAACGAAGAGGAUAAAGAUUUCCUUAAGCUAUCUAACGCUCUGAUGUGCGGUCAACGCUCUUCAAGUCCUAGAGAGAUUGGAAACCAAACAAAAGUAGUGAUUCUUCAUCGUGCCGACGAUAACACGAUGAAGAAGCGCCAGAAGGAGAUUCUAAGAUUUCAAAGUAGUGAUACUCCAAACAAAAAAUUUGAGAUGCAAUUGGAGGCUUUGCAAAGCGCUAGGAAUACUCUCGCCAUUGUCGCUGUCUUGAUUGCAUCUGUUACUUUCACAUGCGGUUUAAACCCACCUGGUGGGGUCUAUCAAGAAGGAUUCUCCAUUGGGAAAUCAACCGCGGGGAAAACCAUAGCUUUCAUGAUCUUCUGGAUAAGCAAUAGCAUCGCGUUGUUUACAUCAGUGAGUAUGGUCAUUCUUCUCGUCAGCAUUAUACCUUACAGGGAGGACUCGCUUUUAAAGUUCUUGGUUAUAGCUCACUGGAUGAUGUGGGUGGCUGUAGCAGCCAUGGCAAGUGCUUAUGUCUCCGCGGCAUUGGUAACUUUACCUCAUUUUGGAGAAACCAAUUGGUUAAUCUAUGCCACUGUUGCUAUUGCUAGCUUGACGCUAGGCGGUAUGUUUGUUUAUCUACAGUUUAAUCUGGCUAAAUGCAUGUUAAGGAAGGUUAGGCUUCUUAAAUGCUUGUCUACUCUGCCAGUACGCAAGAAUGGAUACGUAGACAUGGCGGCCAAUAUCGAGAAAGGCUACUACUCUUAUUGCUGAAUUUAUGUUUAAUAGGAAUCCAAGUUAUAUGCAUGUUUUUAUAAGUGUUUGACGUUCAUAAUCUUCCAGUGAUAUGUUGUAAGAAAAAAAGUUUUGACAUAAUACAUGUUA
Brassica oleracea var. oleracea is the source of this 1578-nucleotide messenger RNA. RefSeq names its product ankyrin repeat-containing protein At3g12360-like. Gene Ontology annotation, molecular function: protein phosphatase 1 binding; protein phosphatase regulator activity. The coding region runs from base 58 to 1467 and encodes 469 amino acids. The record is from RefSeq and is a predicted model, not a curated record. The transcript is spliced from 2 exons. Gene Ontology annotation, cellular component: plasma membrane. Lineage: Eukaryota; Viridiplantae; Streptophyta; Magnoliopsida; Brassicales; Brassicaceae.